Hordeum vulgare subsp. vulgare (domesticated barley) is the source of this 1907-nucleotide messenger RNA. RefSeq names its product pentatricopeptide repeat-containing protein At5g46100. The record is from RefSeq and is a predicted model, not a curated record. Bases 55 to 1497 code for a protein of 480 amino acids. Lineage: Eukaryota; Viridiplantae; Streptophyta; Magnoliopsida; Poales; Poaceae. The transcript has a single exon. Gene Ontology annotation, molecular function: protein binding.
CCUCCCCUUGUAGCCGACGCCAAAGCGGCAAGCCGGCAAAACCUGCUUCCCCCAAUGCCGCCGGCGAACCUCACCCCCACCAAAUGGCCCAAGAACCUCACCGCCGAACACCUCCACCGUCUUGUCCGCGGCGAGCGUGACCCCCGCCGCGCGCUCGCCCUCUUCGACGCGGCCACCGCCGCGCCUGUCUCCACUUCGGUGCCCACACAAAUCCUCCCCUCCCCGGACACCGUCUCCCUCCUCACCUCCCGCCUCGCCUCCGCCGGCCUCCUCCCCCUCGCCACCUCCCUCCUCUCCCGCUCGCGCGCGCUCUUCCCCUCCAACGCCGACCUCGAGCCCCCCUUCCUCACCCUUCUCCGCGCCUUCUGCCGCACCCACCGCCCCCUCGACGCCCUCCAACUCUUCCGCUCCGCCCCCUCCGCCCUCUCUCUCCCCCACUCCGCCCGCUCCUACACCGCCGUCCUUGCCGGCCUCGUCGCGCACUCCCAUCUCCCCCUCGCCCACUCCCUCCUCGCCGACAUGCGCGCCAGCGGCUUCGGCCCAACCACCGCCACUUACAACGUCCUCCUCAAGGCCCAUUGCUCCGAUGCCGCCGCUCAUAUCGACGACGCGGUCCGCCUUUUCCGCAACAUCCCCAAACCUGACGCCUGCUCCUACAACACCCUCAUUGAUGGGCUCUGCCGCCGCAGCCGCCGGGUCGAGGCUCAGGAGCUGUUCUCCGAGAUGGUAGAAAAUGGCAUUGCGCCUACAGUGGUUACUUACACGACUAUUAUCAAUUGGCUCGCACGGGAGGGCUGCUUGGAUGAUGCACUGGAGAUGUUUGACGAAAUGGGGAGGAGAGGUAUUGCACCCAAUGUUGUCACCUAUAGUUCUCUGAUUGAUGGUUUGUGCAAGGGUGGGCGUGCAGCAUCAGCACUGGACUUGCUGGAGAGGUUGGCCAAGGAGGUGAAGCUGCCAAAUACAAUCAUAUAUAGUUCUGUCAUUAAUGGCCUCUGUAAGGAGGGCCUGCUGAGGGAGGCAAUGGAGGUUUUGGACCGGAUGCGUCUCCAGGGGAGGAAGCCUGAUGCUGGAUUGUUUGGGAAGCUCAUUGUUGGGCUCUGUGAUGCAGGAAGGGCUGUGGAGGCUGCAAAUUACCUGGAUGAGAUGGUUCUUGCUGGCGUUCAACCGAACCGGGUCACUUGGAGCCUUCAUGUCAGGAUAAACGUUGCAGUGGUGACAGCAUUAUGUGUUAAGGGUGAAGUUGGGAGGGCUUUCCAGGUGUACCAGAGCAUGAGGACUCGUGGCAUUUCUACCGAGCCAAGCACUUUCCAUCUCCUGGUUGAGUUCUUCUCGAAAAAGAACCAUUUGGAGAAAGCAGCUCAUGUUGUGCUUGACAUGUUGUCAGAGAGGUGCAUCCCUGAGAGGGAAACAUGGGAUGUUAUUGUCAGUGGGUAUUGGAGUAAGAAGAAAGUGAGACAAGAAGCUGAGCAAAUAUGGAACAAAUUAGCAGUUAUCUGAUUUUACAUAAAAAUAAGUGUGGUGCUACACUGUGUCGGUACAUGAUCCGCCUAAGCCUUAUCAAGCAAAAAUUGUGAACUGUCACACUUCUUCCAUCACGGGGUUACGCAAGUGAGAGAGUUUUGCUACCAAAUCUCUUACACUCCAGUGCUUCCAUGCCCAGGAUAUGUGAAGUAUCAAUGUUUAUUGUAUGAAUAAUUGUUGAAGUGACAAGCAUGCGGGCACUAUUCAGGUACGAUGUGGGCUUGUCUUCCAUAUCUGUUGUUUCUGUAUGUAGAGAUACAUACACGGGCUCUGCAUAAGCUCAUUUCUAUUCUCGUCAUGUGUCUUCUGUUUCCUUAUUUCAUUGACUAAAAUGUUUGUUCAGGGUUAUUGCACGACGACUUAAAAGCUGUGUGAUAUGACUUCAA